This is a messenger RNA of Polypterus senegalus (gray bichir), 2652 nucleotides long. RefSeq names its product uridine phosphorylase 1 (gene upp1). The record is from RefSeq and is a predicted model, not a curated record. Gene Ontology annotation, cellular component: cytoplasm; cytosol. NCBI's taxonomy places the organism in Eukaryota, Metazoa, Chordata, Cladistia, Polypteriformes, Polypteridae. Bases 179 to 1123 code for a protein of 314 amino acids. Gene Ontology annotation, molecular function: uridine phosphorylase activity. Gene Ontology annotation, biological process: nucleotide catabolic process; uridine catabolic process. The transcript has 9 exons.
GUUACAGUUACAGUAGAGAGGCAGUCGAGAGGCGGUCAGCGGUGUGGCUUCGUGACGGCGCUGCAGACAAACAUUGUAAUCUGGUUUACACUAAUACUUCUACUACUACUGCUACUAAAGUAAAGAAGAAUAUAGUAAAAUAUAAUACAGCUUGCAGGAUUACAAGGUCAGAUUUACUAUGUUGCAAGCAAGCCCCAAAAAGCAGAAAAAGGAGGAUUCAGAUGUCAACAGCUGCACGGUUCAUUUGUCAAAUCCUUACUUGGAUGGACUGAAAGAAGACAUACUGUAUCAUUUUGACCUUGGAACCCGCAGCCAUGAUUUGCCUGCAAUGUUCGGUGAUGUAAAGUUUGUAUGUGUUGGUGGAAGUCCAUGGAGAAUGAAAGAAUUUACCCAGUACAUUGCUGGUGAGCUGGGAAUUGGAGACCCGAAUGCAGACUAUCCAAACAUUUGUGCAGGAACUGAUCGGUACUGCAUGUACAAAGUGGGCUCUGUCCUGUCAGUGAGUCAUGGCAUGGGCAUUCCCUCAAUUGCAAUAAUGUUACAUGAACUCAUCAAGUUGCUGUAUCAUGCAAAAUGUUCUGAUGUUACAAUCAUUCGGAUUGGCACAUCAGGGGGCAUAGGGCUUCAGCCAGGCACAGUUGUUGUUACAAAGCAAUCAGUUGAUCCCAAAUUCAAAGCACAGUUUGAGCAAAUCAUUCUGGGUGAAUCAGUGUUUCGCCGCACUGACUUGGAUGAAGAGAUUGCAGAAGAACUCCUGCAGUGCAGCAAGGAACUAAAUGAAUUUGAAACUGUUAUAGGCAACACGAUGUGCACUCUAGAUUUUUAUGAAGGACAAGCCCGUCUGGAUGGUGCAUUCUGCUCCUACACUCCUGAUCAAAAGUUCAAUUACCUAAAAAAAGCUUAUGAUGCUGGUGUCAGAAAUAUUGAAAUGGAGUCAUCUGUUUUUGCCUCAAUGUGCAAAAUGGGAGGAAUAAAAGCUGCUGUGGUGUGUGUGACAUUGUUAAACCGACUGGAGGGAGACCAGAUUACUAGCCCACAUGAUGUUCUUACAGAAUACCAGCUACGUCCACAGAAACUGGUGGGGUAUUUUAUCAAAAAACAACUAAAGAAGUUCAGCCUGUGAAGUGACACAGAAUUGCUUAGGAAACUUUUUUAUAUUUAUAUUAAUUUCUUGCCUGGUUUUUAAUUUAAUAAUUUGAUCAUUUAGCUAGUUCACUUUUGGAAUUAGAACACUUUAAUAAAUAACAGUAAUGAUUCCUGUCUUGCGUGUUUUGAAAGCACUUUCUGAAUAUAUAUUUAUUCUUUUAGAAACUAUACAGGGAAUAGUAUAUGAUUUUUUUAAGGAAAAAUUUCUUAUGCAGUUCAAAUGCAGAUUUCUUUCAGUAUAAUGUAAGGUUGUCUGUCUUAUAUGUAUAGUGUAUUAUGAUUUUAUGAACAAACAUAAAGUGUGCCAGCCAUUUCAUUUAUUCCGUUAUGUUACUGUGCACUUUCUAGCUAGUGAGGGCAGAGUCUCAUCUCUCUGUAGGAGACAGUAUUUACAGUUCCUGUUUUUUACAGUUUCUAAACAAGUAUGGAUGUUAACAUUCCUGUACUCUUAACUAAAAGCUUGCAUGUUGAGAAAUUGUUAAAAAAGAUUGAAGAAAACAAAAUUCCUAUUAGUAAAUUGCACUAUGAGAGCUAGACACUUAAGUUGGUAUAGAAAUGCUCUAGUGUUGUAUCAGAAGAUAAAACUUUUGUGUUUGAGGGAUUGAAGGAGUGAAGCCUAUCACAGCAGCCCUUGGUGCACAUGGCAUCAGUACCUUACAUAGCCUGCUCACAGCUACACCAACUACAUGCUGGGACAGUUUACAAUUUGAGAAUGCGAGGGGAAAAUCAGUGCCUGUAGAAAAAUCCAUUUCCAAAGACAGUGAGGCUAUAAACCUAGAACACUGCGUCCAUGAGUCAGCAUCACUGCCCAUUGUACCACAUGUUUGUGAGGAGAUCUGUUAUUUAAAUCUAAGGGCAGAGUUGUGUUGAAACCUAAAAGCAGAGACAUUUGCAGCAAAUAUUGGAGAACAAAUUCCUGUGCAUUAUAGUGAACAAAUAAGAGGCACUGUGUUAAUAGAGUCAACAUAUACAUUUGAACUGACAUUUUAUCAAUUGCAGAAAUGAUCCUUUUCACACAAUAUAUAAUAUAUCAAGUAGGAUUUAGUUUUACCCUAAAAUGGUUGCCUGGCUAAAUUAACUUUGCUUUGCAUUUCAAUAUCAUCCAGUUUACAUUUCUUAUCCUUGAAAAUUAUUUAAAUAAUAAAAGUACUGUAUAUUUAUUUAAGAACUGAGAAAUAUACCAGUAUACUGAGUUUACUCCUUGUCUGGAGGAUUUCCUGUUUCCUGUAAUCAUUUUGAUGGAGAGUCUUGACCAGUGGGCUCUAAGAGAAUAAGACACUGCAAGCAUGGAAAAUACAUCCAGGCAAAAAAAUGGCUAAGGGAGCAGGCUGUACUGCCAGCUGACUCGGUGACAGGAAAUGCAGGGGGUUGGAAAGAUUACCCAAGUUGAAACACACAUUUUAACACUGUGUUAUGUUCUCUUUGUUCCAAUUGCCUUCUUGGGAUACUUUUUUGAAAUGUGUGCUGUUUAAUUUAGUAUGCCUUUUCUCUGAAUAAACAAGAGCA